Messenger RNA from Eptesicus fuscus (big brown bat), 1332 nucleotides. RefSeq names its product chitinase-3-like protein 1. Gene Ontology annotation, cellular component: extracellular region. Gene Ontology annotation, molecular function: chitin binding. The record is from RefSeq and is a predicted model, not a curated record. Gene Ontology annotation, biological process: carbohydrate metabolic process; chitin catabolic process. Lineage: Eukaryota; Metazoa; Chordata; Mammalia; Chiroptera; Vespertilionidae. Bases 12 to 1187 code for a protein of 391 amino acids. The transcript is spliced from 10 exons.
GAGACCAUACCAUGCCCCUCUCUGCUGCGGCCAGGACAGGUCUGAGGGUGGCUCAGACAGGCUUUGUGGUCCUGCUGGCGGUGCAGAGCUGUGCCGCCUACAACCUGGUCUGCUACUACACCAACUGGUCCCAGUACCGAGAGGGUGCCGCGAGCUCCUUCCCAGAUGCCAUAGACCCCUUCCUCUGCACCCACAUCAUCUACAGCUUCGCCAACAUCAGCAACGACGAGAUCGACACCUUGGAGUGGAACGAUGUGACACUAUAUCACACACUGAACACACUCAAAACCAGGAACCCCAACCUGAAGACCCUCUUGUCCGUGGGAGGAUGGAACUUCGGUUCUCAAAGAUUUUCCAAAAUAGCCUCUGACCCCCAGAGUCGCAGGACUUUCAUCAAGUCGGUGCCACCGUUCCUUCGGACCCAUGGCUUCGACGGGCUGGACCUGGCCUGGCUCUACCCUGGACGAAGAGACAAGCAGCAUCUCACCUCUCUGGUCAAGGAAAUGAAGGCUGAGUUUGUCAAGGAAGCCCCGAAGGAAGCCCAGCCGCUGCUCCUCAGCGCCGCUGUGUCCGCCGGGAAGGUGGCCCUGGACAGAGGCUACGACAUCUCUGAGCUGGCCCAACACCUGGACUUCAUCUGCAUCUUGACCUACGACUUCCAUGGAGCCUGGCGCCAGAUCACGGGACACCACAGCCCCCUGUUCCGAGGCCAGGAUGUCGCCAGUUCUGACAGAUACAACAAUGUUGACUACGCCGUGAGCUACGCACUCAGGCUGGGGGUCCCGGCCGAGAAGCUGCUCAUGGGCAUCCCCACCUUCGGGAGGAGCUUCACGCUGGCCUCUUCGCAGAUCGGAGUGGGCGCCCCCUGCUCAGGGCCCGGACUGCCCGGCCAGUUCACCAAGGAGGCUGGGAUCCUCGCUUACUAUGAGAUCUGUGACUUCCUUCGUGGAGCAACUGUGCAUCAACUCAUUGACCAGCAGGUCCCCUAUGCCACCAAGGGCAACCAGUGGGUGGGGUAUGAUGACCAGAAGAGCAUCAAAACCAAGGUGCAGUACCUGAAGAACCGGCAGCUGGCAGGAGCCAUGGUGUGGGCCCUGGACCUGGACGAUUUCACGGGCACCUUCUGUGGCCAGAACCUGAAGUUCCCUCUCACCAGUGCCAUCAAGGAAGCCCUGAACGCCGCUUAGCACUCCGUCCAGCACACGCUGGGCAGGCACUGCACCCGGGGUUCUUGCUGCUCAUGAGCUCGUCACCUGCCCCACUGCACCUCAGUCUCCUUCCUGGGCCCUGCAGAGGGGCCAGCUCUGAGCUCAGCCCUCAGCUUUGUGGGCA